AUGUACAGAAUUAAUUUAUUAAUGCCAGACACGUUAUUUAAGCUUGAUUUUAUAAAUUUAGAUAGGUUUUCUGAAUCAUUUACACUAGAUUAUUAUCUUUAUUAUCUCAAAACAUACACAGAAGAUUGUUAUUGUAUAUCAGAUAUGUCUGAUAUGCCUAUAGGUUAUGUUCUUAGUAAAUUGGAAUGUCAGGAUAAGUCUGUAUCUAUUUUUAACAAUCAUCUUAGUGCUAUUAGUGUAGCUCCUAACUAUAGAAGAUACAAAAUAGGGAGUAUAUUAAUGAAUAUACUUGAGGAUAAUGGUAAUUUAUAUAAUUGUAAGUUUGUAGACCUAUUUGUUAGAAUCUCCAAUAAAACAGGCAUAGCUUUCUAUAAAAAUAGGGGAUUUAUUGAAUAUAGACGCAUAUACGGGUAUUAUAAUGAUGAAGAGGAUGCAAUUGACAUGCGUAAAAGUUUAAAGCACGAUAAAGAAGGAUUUUUUACUAUGGAAGGGAAGGAUAUACAAACAAAUGAUUUAUAA
This is a messenger RNA of Vairimorpha ceranae, 519 nucleotides long. Its product is annotated as n-acetyltransferase 5. Gene Ontology annotation, biological process: N-terminal peptidyl-methionine acetylation. The transcript has a single exon. Gene Ontology annotation, molecular function: protein-N-terminal amino-acid acetyltransferase activity. Gene Ontology annotation, cellular component: NatB complex. The coding region runs from base 1 to 519 and encodes 172 amino acids. The record is from RefSeq and is a predicted model, not a curated record. NCBI's taxonomy places the organism in Eukaryota, Fungi, Microsporidia, Nosematidae.